AGACUAUAAAUCUUCGUUCAUCAUGUUCAUGCAAAGGGCUGACAGCUCGUCAAUUUCAAAUAGUGUAGUUAGAGGUCAAAGCUUUAUCUAUUUGCUAACGCGGUCAUCGAUGCGAGAUACUACCUUCGAUGACUUUAUUUUUUCUUAUUACAAAUUUGGUGCUGCAAAAUAUUAUUUGGUUAGCAGUCGUAACUAAGUAAAUUUAUAACAUUUUAUUUUAUUUUAUGAAGUUUCAUUUGACGACUUCAAAGCGAGAGAGAAAGACCUACCUGCCGCGUCAGUAAAUGUCUUAAGAUUUAUUCAAUUCAUCAUUUUCUUCCCAGAUGCGCAUGUUCUAGACAUGGAAGAGGUACUCCGAUUUUCCGUGUGGGAUUAUGUCGUGUUCGGCGUCAUGCUCGUGCUCUCGGCAGCAAUCGGCGUUUAUUCGGCAUUUUCCGACGGACGUCAACGAACCUCCGAAGAAAUAAUCCUGGGCAAUCGCAAGUUGAAUCCCAUCCCCGUGGGACUUUCGAUCAUGGCUACGCUCAUCUCGGCUGUAGCGAUCAUUGGGACACCAGGCGAGAUCUAUAGCUACAACACGAUGUUGAUGUGGGGCUUGGUAGCCUAUGUUCCUGCCUGCAUCCUCGUAGCGCUUCUAUUCCUACCGUUGUACUUCCGAAUUCAAAUUACCAGCGUUAAUGAGUAUUUGGAGUUACGAUUCAACAGAGCAUUGAGGGUUCUCGCCACCUGUAGCCUGCUACUGUCAACCGGACUCUAUAUGGGAAUAGCUACAUAUGCCCCAGCUCUUGCGAUAAGUGCAGUUACUGGAAUGAGUUUGUGGACAAGUAUAUUAACAACAGGAGCAGCAUGCACAUUCUAUACUUCGUUGGGUGGAAUAAAGGCAAUAGUUUGGACGGACACAAUGCAGUCUGUAAUCAUGAUUGCGGGCGUUGUUGCAGUGAUUGUCAAGGGAACUUUCGAUAUCGGUAGCAUUGACGAAGUCUGGAGACGCGGGGUGGAAGGAGAGAGAAUACGAUUUCUCGAGCUUAACCCGGAUCCUACUAUUAUAUACUCUGUCUGGACUGUUCUGAUUGGAUUGUCAGUAGGUCACGCUAGACUUGGUAUUACUCAGAUCAUGGCCCAGCGGUUGAUCUCCUGCGGUAACCGGAAUAAAGCCGCUCAAGCACUCUUCAUAUCGACCAUUGGCUAUUGUGUCCUCAUGCUAUUAAUGGAGAUAUCAGGUGUAGUGAUGUACGCAUAUUUCUACGGAUGUGAUCCCCUUACUUCAGGCAGGGUUCAGUCUCAAGAUCAGAUAAUGCCCUUGAUGGUGAUGGAACUGUUUAGAGACAUGCCAGGGAUACCAGGAUUGUUCUUAUCAGCUGUUGCCGCCGGUUCACUAAGUUCUCUGUCGUCUGGAAUGAAUGCUCUGGCUACAGUGACUGCUGAGGAUAUCAUAAAACCUUUAUUCCCAAAGAUGAAACCAGGUCAUUACGCAUGGCUUCUUAAAGGAUUGACUGUAUUUCAAGGCGGAACAACACUUAUGUUUGCCUAUUUAACAGGACUGUUAGGUACAGGUGUCGUACAGGUUUCUUUUUCCGUGGCUGGUAUACCCGUCGGAUCACUCCUUGGGGUCUUUCUCCUCGGAGUAUAUUUCCACAGAUGUAAUGGAAAGGGUGCUUUGGCGGGUUUCCUGGGGAGUAUAAUGUUCGUUUGUUGGAUGAGGAUUGGGGCCAUCUUUCACCCCAAUAGCAGAGGAAGAAGCCCGGUUUCCAUCGAUGAUUGUCCCUCUCUUAACGAAUCAACGACAGAGCUUUUCACCUCUAUGGGGUCAGAGUUCAUGACCUUAUCAUCUGACCCAAUGCAGAGUGCAGCAACCACGGUGGUUCCGGAAGAACCCUCUGGCUUGGUCCACCUCUACCACGUAUCAUUCUACUAUUACUACCCCAUUGCACUUAUUCUGACGAUUGUAAUAGCCAUGGUAGUAAGUGCAAUUACAGGUUUCCAAGAUCCUUCCACCAUUGAUCCGAAUCUGAUAGAGCAUUUUACAGAUGCCCUCUUUUGGUACUUACCGGAAUCCGUGAAGUUUAGGAUGCGCUGUGGAAGUCCUCCAAUCAAACGAGAUUCUCCACCUCCAUGGGAAACCAAAGAAGUAGAUACUAAAGAAGCUAAGGUGAAUGGAACAGAAAUGAAAGAAAUCAACGGACAAGGAUUCAAUAAUUCUUUCAUGAAUGAUGAUGAACAAAAUGAGAUCUAGACCAAAAGACAGAAAUUAAGGCCUCGUGGCAUUGAGAAUGUCCAUGUAUCAGCACGACAUUCAUAUAUGACUGACUUAAUUGCAACUUCUGAACACGGUUCGAUUCAUUUAGUAAAUGUAUUACAAAAAUGUAGGCCUAUGCAAAAAUGUAUCUCAUGUAUAGCAACAAUUUUAGCCCUAUGACAACCGUGGGAUAAAACAUGUCAAUUCAGAAAACAGAAACAAACACGAGCCUACCGCUCGCUGUAUUAAAAGUUGCCGUCGUAGACUUUUAUCAUAACUGCAAUUAUAAUCUAUAUUUAUAAUACAGUCAUUAUUACUAAGAUGCACCUACCCGACAUUUAUGCUAAUGCUGACAGAAUAAUUAUUCAUUAUGGUAUUGUAUUUACUGCCUAAAAACAAAUAAUUUCAGUAUAAACAUUUUUGUGAAUAAUUAGGAUAUUUUUCCGUAAAUAAUGUAAAUACGUUCACUGAAAAUGGCCGCAAUUGUCUGUAUCAGUAAAAAGUAGAAUUAAUACUGAAUUUUAUGCACAAUAUUGUGAAUUUGUGAUUUAGUCAAAAUUAUUGUUCAAGGACGUUCCACAGUUAAAAGGAAAUUCAUGUCAUUUCAACAAAAUUUUGCACAGAGUUACUUUAGCACCUUAUUAUUCCAGAUAUACACAAAUUAACGUUGGUUCAUGUGCUUGAUUUUUUUGCUAUCGAGCUUUGAAGUUCUCCAUUUGCAAGGUCUCGAGAAAUACGCAACAAAAAUAAUUUUGCGUUUUAAAACCCCACGAGAUCACAACAUUGAGUGCAAACCUCUAUUAAUCAGUCACAAUCCAAGUAAAUUUCACAAAAUUUUACAUUGUACUUCAGAAUUAUAUAAAGGAUCCACUCAUAUUGAUAUUCGUCUCUUUAAAGAGAAGGAGCACCUUCAAUUUCAAAAAUAAGGUGUGAAAGGUAACAAAAACAUAUCU
This is a messenger RNA of Lytechinus pictus (painted urchin), 3189 nucleotides long. RefSeq names its product sodium-coupled monocarboxylate transporter 1-like. The coding region runs from base 341 to 2233 and encodes 630 amino acids. Gene Ontology annotation, biological process: sodium ion transport; transmembrane transport. The transcript is spliced from 16 exons. Gene Ontology annotation, cellular component: membrane. The record is from RefSeq and is a predicted model, not a curated record. Gene Ontology annotation, molecular function: symporter activity. NCBI's taxonomy places the organism in Eukaryota, Metazoa, Echinodermata, Echinoidea, Temnopleuroida, Toxopneustidae.